GUCUGCUACCAGGUGGACCCCUGCUUCUUGAGGCCGGGCGAAGAUGAAAUCUUCUUCGACUACCUUCAGAGAAGCCGGCUCCACAUCGACGUUUGGAACGCCGAAUCUCUGAUGCUGAUAGGCUCAGCUUGUGUUGAUCUGAAGCAUCUCUGUCGUCAGGGCCGUGCCGGGAUCCAGACGAUCUACAUGCUCGAUGUGGUGCAGCCGGUCAACUGGAGCUUCCACUCUUCUCCCCACCAACUUGAGGAGGAUAUCCACGAGGCGGAAGUCUCGUCCACUCGCCCAUUCGGGAGUCUAGAACUGCAGAGUCAAAUACGAGGUCGGCUUCACUUGCGUCUUAGCAAUAUCGGCCGGCGCCCGACCAUUUCGACCGGUAGCUCUGGUGAGGCAACAACAAUGCUUCAUAGCAGGAAACGAAAGAUGUAUUUGAUCGGCACCCCAGACCUCAGCAAAGUGUCCAGGUAG
Protopolystoma xenopodis is the source of this 465-nucleotide messenger RNA. NCBI's taxonomy places the organism in Eukaryota, Metazoa, Platyhelminthes, Monogenea, Polystomatidea, Polystomatidae. The record is from the annotation of a GenBank genome assembly.